GUAAAUCAACCACUCCAAGUUGACAAGUAAUAAUGAAGCUGUGUCAGUCCAUCAUGGACAUGGAUAUGCCAGAUUACGUCGACUCCUUGGACUCCUCUUAUACCAUGCUAGAAUUUGAAAACCUUCGGGUUCUUCCAAACAACACUGAGGAGGCUAACGGGCGCUGUUCAAUGCCCGCAGAGACCAUCGCAGCUGAAUCAGCCAACACCAACCUGCUCAACAACGGCAUCGGCUCCCUUUGCUCCAUCUGCGGGGACCGGGCGACGGGCAAACACUACGGUGCAUCCAGCUGUGAUGGCUGCAAAGGCUUCUUCAGGAGGAGCGUCCGCAAGAACCAUGUCUAUUCCUGCAGGUUCAGCCGACAGUGUGUGAUAGACAAGGACAAGAGGAACCAGUGCAGGUACUGCAGGCUGAAGAAGUGCUUCAGAGCCGGGAUGAAGAAAGAAGCGGUGCAGAAUGAGCGCGACAGGAUCAGCAUCCGUAGGAGCAGCUAUGAAGACAACGGCUCGCUGUCCAUCAGUGUGCUCACCCAGGCCGAGGCAAUGGCACAGCAGUAUUUGCCACUGAGCCCCGUGCACAGCGCUGAUAUAGCAAUGAAGAAAGUGGCGACCAUCAAUGAUGUGUGUGAGUCCAUGAAGCAGCAGCUGCUGGUGCUGGUGGAGUGGGCCAAGUACAUCCCUGCGUUCUGUGAGCUGCCGUUGGAUGACCAGGUCGCCUUGCUCAGAGCCCACGCAGGGGAACACCUCCUCCUUGGGGUAGCCAAGCGAUCCAUACCCUACACCGACUUUCUAUUAUUAGGGAAUGACUUUAUCAUCCCAAUGCACUGUCCAGAGCUAGAAAUCGCUCGUGUGGCCACCAGGAUCUUAGAUGAGCUGGUGAAGCCCUUGAGGGACAUCCAGAUCGAUGACAACGAGUACGCAUGCCUUAAAGCCAUCAUCUUCUUCGAUCCAGACUGCAAAGGCCUGAGUGAGCCAGGGAAGGUGAAAAACAUGCGUUUCCAGGUCCAGGUCAACCUGGAGGACUACAUCAAUGACCGCCAAUACGAUUCCCGGGGCCGGUUCAGUGAUAUUCUCCUGCUGCUGCCCCCACUGCAGAGCAUCACCUGGCAAAUGAUCGAGCAGGUCCAGUUCAUCAAGCUCUUUGGUGUAGCAAGGAUCGACAGCUUGCUGCAGGAGAUGCUGCUGGGAGGAACCACCAUUGAUGUCCAGUACCAGUCAGGACCUCCCAGUAUCAACCUGGACCCAUUGCCAGGACAUGUCCUCCCAGGCAACAUGAGCUCUGUGAUUCACGCUGUCCCAGACCCAUCUCCUGAACCAUCCCUUCCAUCUCCUUCUACAAGCACAGGCAGCGAAGACUAUAAACUAGGCUCUAGCGCAGGGCCCAGCGCCGUAGCACAGCUCUUACCUCAGACACUGAUACCCAAGCAGGAGAUUUUAUAGGGAGAGGUAGAAGGAGAAGCUGGGAGCAAUGUGGGAACCACACAGAAUGUGAACCAGGUCCUUUCUUUUUGCAGAGGCAAAGCACAGCAAUCCCCUGCCUGCCACCGGACCUGGGGGUCACGCUCUUCCCUGUCAGUGAGUAAAGCAGAGGGCACCAAGCUGCAGCAGGACUCACAGCACGGGUCAUCCCACAGCUCAUCCCACUGAUCUCACCCUCAUUUCACACGUGAUUGGGGUUAAUGUUCGUCUCGUAGGACUAAGACUGUAAGCUCUUAAGAGCAGGUCUUGAUUGCGUUUGGUAUCACUUAGCUCCCUGUGGUCAAAACUCUUUUGAAGCCUCUGGUCGCUCUCAUCAUAAAACAAAUACCUGAUGCAUCUCCUGUUCAUUGGCAAUGAGUACAGCCUGCAUAGAAUUAUCAGUAUGGAAAGGUCUAUCCCCAUUAGAAGUGUAAUUACACUUAAUUUUGCCACUGCAAAUUAAGCUUUAGGAAGAAUAUCUUCCUAACUCUUUCAUCUUCAUUACCCUACCAGAUGUGACUUGUUCCACAAUAGACCAGCUAACCUUUACUUCUGCUCAGUUCUUAGUUGUGAUCAGGAACGGCAAGGGCUCCACAUUUUGUCAUUUUCCAUACUUCACAAUGUACCUGGAGUCCACCCACGAGUCAUUUGCCCCCUCUACUUUAUUGGCAUAUCCAUCUAAAACCACUCAGACAGCAGAAAGGAGCUCUGCAUCUAUGGUCUGGCAAAACCCACAAUGAGCAGUAAGCUCAAGAAACCACCUCUAACCAUGAUACUACUUAAAACAAUCCCAACAGAUGACUAUACAACUCAAACGUUCCUGAAGCACAGUCACUGGUACUGUGUUUAUUUGUAUAAAUUGGACAUCACUAGAAAGCAGGUUCCUGGAUUUCUAUGGAGCUUAUGUUCCUUCCUGUAAAGCCCAAUGACCUUCACCAGUCAGCUCUUGGUGCAUUAAGAUGGACUCGUACUGAAAUGCAGGGUGCAAUGGGGAAUUCUUUGUCCUUGCAUGGCGCAUUAAACUGUCAGCCCACAAGCACCGACCCCUGCCCAUCACAAUGCUGACAGUGCCCAGCAAAGGCUUUGUGAGGCUUGUGAAGCACUCUGAGAUCCUCAGAUGGAGCACGCUACAGAAAUGCAAUCUCACUGAAAAAGGAAGAGCAGCCAAACCUACCCCCAAAGGGUGUUACUUUGUACUCAGGUUAUUUCUCACUGCUUGGGGAGACAUUUUAGAGUUACCCUUCUACAGUGCAACAGAGGUCUGAAAACCACUGAAGACUGGGUUGAUUCCACUCGGCAUCUCAGUGUUUUAUUUUUCUAAUGCCUAUGAUGAAUUUGACCUGAUAUUACAUACUGAUAACUUUGAUUUGACACAGCUAUAGCUGGAGAACAAAUUCCACUGCAAGCAUUCCUGCUGCGUCCAUUCUUGUGUAACAUCGCUUCCAGUUCCUCCAUCGUGUAAACUACAUUCCUUUUCUAGAAAUUAAAUAUACAUUUAUACUCAUUAAUGGUAAGAAAAUAAAUCUAGUGGAAAUAAAUUCCAUAUGGUUCACAGUUCUUUAAAUAACA
This is a messenger RNA of Meleagris gallopavo (turkey), 3026 nucleotides long. Its product is annotated as hepatocyte nuclear factor 4-beta-like. The record is from RefSeq and is a predicted model, not a curated record. Gene Ontology annotation, cellular component: nucleus. NCBI's taxonomy places the organism in Eukaryota, Metazoa, Chordata, Aves, Galliformes, Phasianidae. Gene Ontology annotation, molecular function: nuclear steroid receptor activity; zinc ion binding; RNA polymerase II cis-regulatory region sequence-specific DNA binding. Gene Ontology annotation, biological process: regulation of DNA-templated transcription.